GCUCCUCGCUGUGGCCGCUGUACUUUCUGAUGAACUAAUCGCAUCUCAUCGCUUUUAAUUCAACUUUUCCCAUUGUUGCAAUGUCUGCAAAACUUUUCAAUGUUUGCAGGCCACUUGUCAGAAGUUUAAAAACUUUAUUUACGACUCGAACUCGUGGAUUUAGACCGGGGUCUGCAUCCCCCAGUGCAGUGGAUUUAAAGGGUCGCAGCUUAUUGACUCUGAAAGAUUUCACCUCCGAUGAGAUCAAGCGACUUUUGUGGGUGUCCAAGGAUCUGAAGCAUCGGAUCAAGCAUGAGAAACAGUAUCUCCCUCUUCUGCAAGGGAAGUCCAUCGCCAUGAUAUUUGAGAAGAGAAGCACAAGGACAAGAAUGUCCACGGAGACAGGUUUUGCUUUGCUGGGAGGCCACCCGUGCUUCCUCACCUCCCAGGACAUUCAUCUAGGAGUGAAUGAGAGCUCCAGGGACACAGCAAGGGUUCUCUCUGGACUCUGUGACAUCGUCCUGGCUCGGGUCUACAGCCACUCCACCCUGGAGGAGCUAGAGAAGGAGGCGUCCAUCCCCAUCAUCAACGGCCUCUCAGAUCUCUACCACCCCAUCCAGAUCCUGGCCGACUUCCUCACCUUGCAGGAGCAUUAUGGCUCCCUGAGUGGACUCACGGUGAGCUGGAUCGGAGACGGAAACAACGUUCUGCACUCUUUCAUGAUGACCGCCGCCAAACUGGGCGUUCACCUGAGAAUCGCCACACCGAAGGGUUAUGAGCCUGAGGAGAGUGUGAUUCAAGAAGCAGAGCGCCUCUCGAAACAGCACGGCACCCAGCUGGUUCUGACCUCUGACCCUAUGGAGGCCGCCCGAGGAAGCAACGUCUUAGUCACAGACACCUGGAUCAGCAUGGGGCAGGAGGACGAGAAGAAGAAGAGGCUGCAAGCAUUCGAUGGAUACCAGAUCACCAUGAAGACCGCCAGUGUGGCCGAGCCAGACUGGACCUUCCUGCACUGUCUCCCCCGGAAGAAGGAAGAAGUAGACGACCAAGUGUUUUACUGUCCACGCUCCCUCGUCUUCCCAGAGGCUGAGAACCGGAAGUGGACCAUCAUGGGUCUCAUGGUGUCUCUCCUGGUCGACUACGCUCCACAAACACAGAUGCUCAAGUUUUAGCUCCAGCUUUAAUGCAGUUUUCUAUGCAUUACAAAAUAUUUGUUCAGGACUUACUGAUGAACUUCCUUCAAAAUGUUUUUAAUGGGCUAUGAUAUCCAGCUUCUGGUGUUCAAAAUAUUUGUCUUGAAAUGAAUGUCUUAAACAGUUUAUGUUUGCCUGUUUUUUUUUUUUUUUUUGACUGUUCUGAAACUCAGCUUAAGUGGGGCUGCUGCAGCUCAAAAAGACAAAAAGAUGCUGUAAAGUUGCAUAAUAAGCUUUAAAAAAUAGGUUGUUUUAGGUUAAUUUAAUUUUAAUUUACAUAUAUUCUGGAGCUAUAUCAUACACAUGAGAAUGUUU
Molecule: messenger RNA, 1487 nt
Organism: Synchiropus splendidus (mandarinfish)
Lineage: Eukaryota; Metazoa; Chordata; Actinopteri; Syngnathiformes; Callionymidae
Gene: otc
Product: ornithine transcarbamylase
Exons: 10
Coding region: 81-1151 (356 amino acids)
Biological process (GO): L-citrulline biosynthetic process
Cellular component (GO): mitochondrion
Molecular function (GO): ornithine carbamoyltransferase activity; amino acid binding
Source: RefSeq, a predicted model, not a curated record